Sphaeramia orbicularis (orbiculate cardinalfish) is the source of this 3026-nucleotide messenger RNA. RefSeq names its product serine incorporator 2, like (gene serinc2l). NCBI's taxonomy places the organism in Eukaryota, Metazoa, Chordata, Actinopteri, Kurtiformes, Apogonidae. Bases 76 to 1443 code for a protein of 455 amino acids. The record is from RefSeq and is a predicted model, not a curated record. The transcript is spliced from 10 exons. Gene Ontology annotation, cellular component: membrane.
UGGUGUUUUUCUGUUUGUUUUGGGUAAACGAAAAGCGACGGAGCGGACCACUAAUCUCACCGAUUAAAAGUCAAAAUGGGGGCUUGUCUGGCCUUGUGCUCCUUAGCCAGUUGUGCCUCGUGUCUGUGUGGCUCAGCACCAUGCCUCCUGUGCGGCUGCUGUCCAUCCUCCAAUAAUUCCACCAUCACACGACUGGUUUUCUCUUUCUUCUUGUUGCUGGGAACCAUGGUGUCUGUCAUUAUGAUCCUUCCAGGAAUGGAAACUCAGUUACGCAAAAUCCCGGGAUUUUGUCAAGGAGGAGUUACUAUACCAGGCGUUGAAAACCAAGUCAACUGUGAUGUCAUUGUGGGAUACAAGUCUGUGUACCGCAUGUGUUUUGCCAUGACCUGCUUCUUCUUUCUAUUCUCUGUCAUCAUGAUUCGUGUUCGUAGCAGCCGAGAUCCACGUGCAGCUAUCCAGAAUGGGUUCUGGUUCUUUAAGUUUCUGAUCCUAGUUGGGAUUACAGUGGGGGCCUUUUUCAUCCCUGAUGGAACAUUUCACACUGUGUGGUUUUACUUUGGAGCUGUGGGAUCCUUUAUCUUCAUCCUCAUUCAGCUUAUUCUUCUCAUUGACUUUGCCCACUCAUGGAACAAAGUGUGGGUAGAAAAUGCAGAAAACAGUGACAACAAAUGCUGGUUUGCAGGCCUGCUGACUUUUACGAUCCUCUAUUAUGCCCUGGCCAUCACUGCUGUGGUGCUCUUCUAUGUUUACUACACUCAGCCUGACGACUGCACUGAGCACAAAGUCUUCAUCAGCCUCAAUCUUAUCUUCUGCAUCUUUAUCUCCAUUCUUUCCAUCUUACCCAAAAUACAGGAAGCACAGCCACACUCAGGUUUGCUUCAGGCAUCACUUAUCUCCCUCUACACUAUGUAUGUUACCUGGUCUGCAAUGACUAACAAUCCAGAUCGGAAGUGUAACCCCAGCCUGUUGAGUUUGGUGUCAAACGUCAGUGUCACUGAACCAUCUGGGGACAGUAACCCAGGACAGGUGCAGUGGUGGGACGCUCAGGGCAUCGUUGGAUUGAUCAUCUUCCUUUUCUGUACACUCUAUGCCAGUAUCCGUUCGUCCAGUAACACCCAAGUAAAUAAGCUGAUGCAGACAGAGGAAGGCAAAGGGUCAGGUGGUGAGGGUGUCGUUGGAGAGGAUGGCAUACUAAGGGCUGUGGACAACGAAGAAGACGGAGUCACAUACAGCUACUCCUUUUUCCACUUUCACCUCUGUCUGGCCUCUCUGUACAUUAUGAUGACUCUCACCAACUGGUACCAACCGGACACCUCCACCCAGGCCAUGCGGAGCAGUAUGCCAGCUGUUUGGGUGAAGAUGAGCUCCAGCUGGCUGGGCCUGGGGCUCUACCUCUGGACCCUCAUCGCCCCUCUUAUCUUUCCUGACAGGGAUUUCAGCUGAGCAGGUCCCGUGUUUUGGCUGCAUUUGUUUUAUUUUUGUCCUGUUUUUUUGCUGCCAGGUACAUUUGACAAAUAUGAAGGAUGUUAUAAAGGGAAUAGUGUGAGUAUUAUAGUGGGAAUACAUUUCUUUUCUGUUUAUUCCUCUUUCAGUAAUUGCCUCUGCUGUUGUGUUUCUUGUUUUACUCUUUUAGUAUGUUUGUGAGUGACAAUGAGUCUGAACAUUUUUAACAUGUAAGUGUACUUUUUAUUCACCUGGUUGAACAUAGUUAUAAAUACAAAACAUGUUUUUGCCAAUGUGGGCUACUCCCCAACCAGUACAUGAGCUCCAUGAUAUUUUUGCUGGAUUUUAGUUAGUAGAGUAUCACCAAAACUCAGCAACAAGGCACUUUCUCAAUACCUCAGAUGUUACAGACUCCAAUAACAUCAGACGUCUCUGAUUGGCUCUGUCUGGGAUUCCCUGAUUCGCUGGAACAUUUUAGUGCUGAGGGCAACGAGGGCAGUCUGUUUAGGAGCCCCAGAGAGAGGUGAGUGUGAGAGUUAGAUAAGACUCGCAUGACACGCCCUACACAUCAUAGCAGGGCUUCCUCUUUGCUGCUAGGCUGUAUGCAAAUCCAUGCCAUUGCACCUUUAGCCAGAAAGUACUUUUAGACCACCAGUCUAAUCUCAGCUCCUGCUUGGCUACUCCAACCUAAGGUAAUUUAUCUGCGGUGCUAUACCUUUCCAUGUCUGACUGUGUUUGGUCUUGUACAAGCCACGGGCAACAAUCUGUACCUGUAGGGCCGUCUGUUUGCAGCAGGAGACAUGUAUUGAUCCUUAGCACUCAGCAUCAUGCAUUUUGCAGUUCUAUGGUUCAGGAGGUGACAGCGUCAACGACAGUUUGCCUGUGCUCUCACAAAUCCAGUUUAUUUGGUGUUGUGACAAGAAAAAAGGGAAUUUUAAAUGUUGCAACUUGCAAAACAAUAAUGUUGCAUUUCAGAAAUGAUAAAUUGCUGUUAAACCGUAUUGACUUUAAUAGAUAUAUUGAUGGUUGUAAUGGUGGUACAGUAAUAAUAUGCAUUGUACUGUAGUUACCUCAGUUGCAAUAUGAAUUGAAAGGAAAAUCAGUAUAUUUUGUAUGUGAACAUUGUUUUUAGUUCAAUCCUUAUGUUGAUGUUAUGCGCUUCUCAUACAUUUCAAUACCCAAACACAUCACUUUGAUAUCUCGUUUUCCCUGAAUAUAAGUAUUGUGAAUGGAGUUCUUAAAAGUGCUGUGACAAAUUGACAACUUUUUACAGUUUUUUUUUUUAUUUUUUGUUUAACAUGAAUGUGUUGUGCAUUUGACAUUAUCAUCCUAGGUAGAUAAUCAAGGCAAAACUGCCAGUGUUAGAUCAUAAUGGUAUAUUUCAGAACACUCUUAAGUGCCUUUUUGUAGUCCUGCAUUUCAGAAUGAAUUGUAACUAACUGCUGAUGUUUGCUUAUUGUAACUUGCCUUACAUUUGGUGGUGAGUCAUUCAUUGCAUGCCAUCAAGUACUGGCCUAUGACAUGAACUAACGUUGUAUUUAAUAUAAAAGCACUGUUUUUAAUAAAGACAAAUCUUUCACUCA